This is a messenger RNA of Seriola aureovittata, 2740 nucleotides long. RefSeq names its product FA core complex associated protein 100 (gene faap100). The transcript is spliced from 8 exons. The coding region runs from base 51 to 2615 and encodes 854 amino acids. Gene Ontology annotation, biological process: interstrand cross-link repair. Gene Ontology annotation, cellular component: Fanconi anaemia nuclear complex; nucleoplasm. The record is from RefSeq and is a predicted model, not a curated record. NCBI's taxonomy places the organism in Eukaryota, Metazoa, Chordata, Actinopteri, Carangiformes, Carangidae.
CUAACGUUACACAUGUGGACGCUGGCUGCUUCUUCCUCGGUGUUGUGGUUAUGGAAGGACGCUGUGUUGUUGAGACUUGGACAGAGUUUGGUUUUUCAGGCUCAUCAUGCACACCGAAGAUCAAGUUUGGUUUAGAGACAGAAGUUUUCCUCUGCACUGGCAGCGACGAGGUGUAUGUCUUCAGUACACAAGAGAGAAAACUCACGGCUGUCCUCCAGUUUCCUGGUCCUGUGAGUGACCUGGUUGAGAGUCAUGACAGACAGCUCCUCUAUGUGUCCUGUUCGAGUGGAGUUUACUGUGUCAGCUUGCCACUUCUGCUGUCCAGGGCUUCAAGCUCCCCAGCUGAUGCAUCGUCUUGUCCAGCUGAGCUGAAGAUCUCCUCUGAAUCCCUUGUUGUAGGAGAAGAAGGUGUGUUAUCGCUGCUCCUCGUCGGCUCUGUCCUCCUGAUCCUAUCCCAGAGAGACGCGUCCUGGCUCCUGAGUUUGUACAAAACACCAAAACAAGCCCCGUCCAGCAGCUGUGAGAUGCUCAGUUCGUUCAGUCUACCACUUGUCUCAGCUGUUGUACAUGGUGACACUGAGGGGAAAACAGGAGUGGGAAGGAGGCCUGUGCUGAUUUGUGUCCAUUCUGGUGAUGCAAAAUCAACAUCAUCCUUAGCGGACAGUCAUUUCCUCCUCGAGCCUGUCCUCUUCAAACUUCUGUUUGGGAUUGAUGCUGCCCUCGCAAAAUUACCGGUUAUCCUUUGUGGCCUUCCAGAUGGACGCCUGUGUUUCCUCCCUCUGCGUCUUCCAGGAUCACGGCUCCGAGUCAUUCAUAGCCUUGAGCAGCCAGUCGUAUUUGUUGGAGCGUCUGUUGUCAUGGAAACGGGUCCAGGACAUGCAAAGUGUUUGGUGGCAGUGGGUGAACAAGGGAGAGUGGUGCUGAUGAAGACUGACAAGGGUGGCCCAGAGGGAGGGGGCAACACAGUUGGUUUUAUCGAGGGGUGUGUACCGGGGCCUGUGGUGUGUGGCCUUGUGGAUAAACACCAUCUCUACUACAGCACUGGUUCAGACCUGUUGGUGCUGGAUCUAUCAGAGGGAUCGUCUGGGAGAAAAGACCAGGAAAGGGAUGAGGAGACGUCCAGUAAGACGGCUGCUGCCCUCCGAAGUCCCGCCAGUUUAAAUGUGUGUAGAGUCAUCGCCUUGGCUGCACCUGAACACAACACUUCAGGAGAAGUUCAGCUGCUGGGGCUGUCAGUCAGAGGACAGCUCCAGAGGAUUAUCUUACCUGUGGGGAGGAAGGAUGCAGGAUUGUCCUAUCUGCCUUCCACACAGGUGGGCCGCAGCAUCAGGGAUCUCCUGUCUGCUAUCGGGGAUGUUUGUGAAAGAGCAUCUGCGCUGAAAACUGCCAUCAAAUCUAAAAACUUGAUUCUGCGGCACCUGAAUCAGGUGCUCAACGUCAGCUUCCUGCUGAUAACCAGUGCAAACAGUGAAGAGCAUCUUCCUGGGCAGGAGAAGCAAAUCAGAUGUCAUGCCAUGACCAGGUGGAGCAGACUGCUCCAGAAAGACUCCCUGAACUUGACAUGUGUCCUGGAUAAUUCAAGUCCUUAUGUUUUGGAACGAGGCUGGACACUGAGCGUCACCGUGUUUCCUCUUUCCUACUCAUCCAGUGCAGGAGGGGAAAGCUGCUCCACUAGUUUUUCAUUCCCAUUCCACAAUCUCCAUCCAGGAGAAACAUUCGAGGUAUCGUUGCCUCUAGCAGCUGCAGGCGACUCAUCCUUUCCCAUGAGAGUGAGCUGCUCACUCAUCUUCUCACUCUCACGUCUCCUGGGGGAGGAGGAGACGGCACACCUUCCUGGCUUGCAGAGUAGUUGUAUCAGUUUGCCCUUGAACACACUGACAGUAGACUGGCUGCACGCCCUGCAGGUGAACAGUCCCACAUCUCAAUCCAGCAACAUCCCAACAGACGGCAUCCAAGCUUUUCUAAGCUCACACCGGACUAGGUGUGUGGGACGAGGGGAGGGAGGAGGAGAGAGUGCUUCAAAGGCUGAGCGAGAGCAGUACUCAGCGAGUGUACGGGUGUCAUCAGAGUUACUGAGGGAUACACUGGUGUUAAAAAGCUCAGAUUUGGACCCUCAGGGGACAAAGGUGGCUCCUCAGAAUCUCUGCCUUUCUCUGCUGGACUGGCUGUUGUCUGAAGGUCCUGGAGGAGUGAAGAUGGGACACCACAGAGACAAGAUUGUCCCGAGCAGCUCAGUAUUCACAGCUCGAGGUCCAAAUGGAGACACAGUCAAACUGACUGCAAAAGAGGUAAAUGUAGGGGAGGAGGAGUCCCUGAGCACAAUAGAAGUUCGGGUAGAGAGCUCAUCUAUAGCAGCAGUGAGUGGACUGCACCAUGCUGUGCUGCGCCGGGUACAGGCUCUGCUGCAGAGUGCUCCUGAGAGGGCUGCUUCCACACAGAGGGUCCAGAGUUUAGGUUUAAGACAGGCGCUGCAGCGAGCGGAGCGCUUGUUGCAGCAGAUCCAGCAAAGUCGAAUCUCAGGAGCUUUUGGCGUGGGUGUGUCCACAGGGCAGAUGACCCGAUCUCUUCUCAGUGUUUACAGAGAACUCAGAGAAAAUCCUCUCCUCAUAAUUUAAUACUUUUUUUUCCCAGCUGCGCCUGCACAUCUGUUAACCUUGUUCGGUGUUAUGUAACCUGUCUUGACUGAGAAAUAAUAUCCAUGAUAAUUGCUGCUGUAAAUACACUUUUGUGUUGAGUGUAA